AUGGCAAGCAACAACAACUAUGGGAUUGAGGGUAAAUGGUAUACCUCUGCGGAUAUUAAAGACUUGGAGGACGAGGUAUCUCUCGGUGAUAGGGUGGAGUUCGACCGCGGCGGUGUGUGCGCACACUGGGGUAUUUUCGUCGGUCCGUACCAAGAUAUGCGACACGCUGUCAUCCACUUCGGUAUAUUCGAAGGAGGGUCGGAAUUCGUCAAAAAGAAGGCAAUAGGAAUUCCGCAUGCUGCCAGUAAAAAGCCCGAGAUACUCGCUGAUACGAUUGGAAAGAUUCUCGGUGGUUCUGGCAGGGUGAGGAUCAACAACUCAAGAGACUAUAAAGAAAAGCCUUUGGAUCCCGGCGACAUCAUUGAAAUAGCAAAGACAAUGCACCGAGACCAAACGCCGAUCGACUACAACCUUGUCCACAGUAACUGCGAGCACUUCGUGAACAUCUGUCGAUACAAUGAUCCCCACAGUGAUCAGAUCACAGCAUUGCAGACGGCUGGGUACUUAUUAACGCUUGCCAUUGGUGCUAUCGGUGCAGUAAUAGGCCUAGGUUAG
This is a messenger RNA of Patiria miniata (bat star), 555 nucleotides long. Its product is annotated as phospholipase A and acyltransferase 3-like. The transcript has a single exon. Gene Ontology annotation, cellular component: cytoplasm. Bases 1 to 555 code for a protein of 184 amino acids. Gene Ontology annotation, molecular function: A2-type glycerophospholipase activity; glycerophospholipid phospholipase A1 activity. The record is from RefSeq and is a predicted model, not a curated record. Gene Ontology annotation, biological process: N-acylphosphatidylethanolamine metabolic process. Lineage: Eukaryota; Metazoa; Echinodermata; Asteroidea; Valvatida; Asterinidae.